UAGCGGCGAACGGGCGCAAAGCAGCGCGCUGUGUCCCUCGCCGGCACCCACACUCGGCGCCCCCAGCAGCUUCCGGGCCGAGGGGGACCGGAAGUGGAAAGGUACUUCCGGUUGCUGAGGCUGGUUGCUGUGAAUUUUCUUUGAUCUAAUUAUGGUGAAAAAUGUUCAGGAAAGGGAAAAAACGACACAGCAGCAGCAGCUCACAAAGUAGCGAAAUCAGCACCAAGAGUAAGUCUGUAGACUCCAGUCUUGGUGGACUUUCCAGAUCUAGUACUGUUGCCAGUCUAGAUACAGACUCCACUAAAAGUUCAGGACAAAGCAACAGUAAUUCAGAUACCUGUGCAGAAUUUAGAGUUAAAUAUGUUGGUGCCAUUGAAAAACUGAAACUUGAGGAGAGCAAAAAUCUGGAAGGGCCCCUGGACUUGAUAAAUUACAUAGAUGUUGCACAGAUGGAAAGUUACCUUUUGUUCCUAGCGAAGAGGAGUUUAUUAUGGGAGUUUCCAAAUAUGGUAUUAAAGUCUCAACAUCAGAUCAGUAUGAGUCAGAUGUGUCAUAGAAGCUGUUACCAGGGGCAUAAAAUCUCUUCUGCUACUUGGUUGCAGGAUGUGUUACAUAGACAUGCUCUGUAUUUAAUUGUGAGGAUGGUCUGCUAUGAUGAUGGUCUUGGAGCAGGCAAGAGUUUAUUGGCUUUGAAGACAACAGAUGCAAGUUAUGAAGAAUUCAGCCUCUGGUUAUACCAGUGUAAUAGUCUGGAACAAGCACAAGCCCUCUGCAAAGUAUUGUCAACAGCCUUUGACUCUGUUUUAACAUCAGAGAAGUCUUGAAUUUCUUCAGCUGUCAUAUGGGAUGCUUCAAGAAUGCUUUGUACUGAGGAGAAGGGCAGCCCCCUUUUGUGACAAAACCAACUAAAUCAAGCUUUUCAGAAUGGAACACGUGUGAACUCUGUCACUGCUUGGACAGGAUCAUUAACACUGCACCAAGGAGAACCACACAAUUUUGUAUAUAUAGAAGUUUCUUAUGUUGGUCUGCAGCCAUUAGAAAAUGACAGCUCAAGUCUGACUUACCUGAAGAAGUCAUUUCAGAGUUCAGACGUCAUCUUCCAGCUCAUAAAUUUGUGAAUAAUGCUGACUUUUUUCUAAUUGUCAAGUUUGUAUCACAAAUAGUAUUUUGUACAGGAAUGUAAAAUAAAAGUUUGACAUUUGUCUUCUAA
This is a messenger RNA of Alligator sinensis (Chinese alligator), 1210 nucleotides long. RefSeq names its product integrin subunit beta 1 binding protein 1 (gene ITGB1BP1). Lineage: Eukaryota; Metazoa; Chordata; Crocodylia; Alligatoridae. The record is from RefSeq and is a predicted model, not a curated record. Gene Ontology annotation, biological process: negative regulation of focal adhesion assembly; negative regulation of substrate adhesion-dependent cell spreading. The transcript has 8 exons. The coding region runs from base 162 to 824 and encodes 220 amino acids. Gene Ontology annotation, molecular function: integrin binding. Gene Ontology annotation, cellular component: cytoskeleton; lamellipodium; cell periphery.